Miscanthus lutarioriparius is the source of this 2094-nucleotide messenger RNA. The record is from the annotation of a GenBank genome assembly. NCBI's taxonomy places the organism in Eukaryota, Viridiplantae, Streptophyta, Magnoliopsida, Poales, Poaceae.
AUGGGAGGAGGAGGGGCGCUGAUGCUGGAUCAGCGCAUGGCGGCGGGUGACAAGGCCCUGUUCGGGUUCGGGGCAGGCGAGUGCUUCUUUGGAGAGGGCGACCUCGUUAACCCGGCGCCGGCGCCGGCGACCGAGGAGAUGACGACGACGAUGAGCUUCCCCUUGGACGAGAUGAUGAUGAGCGACGACGACGUGGACGGCAUCGAGGAGCUGGAGCGCCGCAUGUGGCGGGACCUCGUGCGGCUCAGGCGCCUCAAGGAGGAGCAGCAGCAGAGCGGCCGCCCUUUCGGCGGCUCCGGCGGCGCCAAGCACGAGGCCAGCAGCAGCAGGCAGCGGCAGUCGCAGGAGCAGGCGCGGCGCAAGAAGAUGUCGCGCGCGCAGGACGGGAUCCUCAAGUACAUGCUCAAGAUGAUGGAGGUCUGCAACGCGCAGGGCUUCGUCUACGGCAUCGUCCCGGAGAACGGCAAGCCCGUCACCGGCGCCUCCGACAACCUCCGCGCCUGGUGGAAGGAGAAGGUCCGCUUCGACCGCAACGGGCCCGCCGCCGCCGCCAAGUACCAGGCCGACAGCGCCGCCGCCGCCGCGGGAGACGGCGCUGGAGGCGGCGGGGGCAUGGCCGCCAACGCGCUGGCGGGCCCGCACUCCCUGCACUCCCUGCAGGACACCACGCUGGGCUCGCUACUCUCCGCGCUUAUGCAGCACUGCGACCCGCCCCAGCGCCGGUUCCCGCUCGAGAAGGGCCAUCCGCCGCCGUGGUGGCCGCAGGCCGCCGUGCCGGGGGAGCUCGGCCCGCCGCCGUACAAGAAGCCGCACGACCUAAAGAAGGCGUGGAAGGUGGCCGUGCUCACCGCCGUCAUCAAGCACAUGUCCCCCGACGUCGACAAGGCGCGCCGCUUGGUCCGCCAGUCCAAGUGCCUGCAGGACAAGAUGACCGCCAGGGAGAUCGUCACGUGGCUUGCCGUGCUCAGGCAGGAGGAGGAGCUCUACCUCCAGCUGCACCCAGGUGCCCGCCCCGUGCCGUCCUCCGCCGCCGCCGCCGCGACGAUCCCGUUCUGCGCCAGCUCCGGCGAAUACGACGUCGACGGCGCCGACGGCGAAGACACCGGCCGGAACCACCAGCCACCCUCCAACGCCGCCGCCGCCGCCGCGUUCGUGGACCUUUCGUCGUCGUCGUCCUCCAUGGACGAUGCGGGCCACAACAAGUUCGUCAUGGCCGCGCCCGCGGCGCUGAUGAAGGAGGAGGCCGCCGACGCCGAGUUCUUCCAGAAGAGGAGCGCGCCGGCCGCCGCCGCGGAGCCGGAGCUCAUGCUGGGCAGCAGCUUCCGCGCCUACACCUGCGGCAACGUGCAGUGCCCGCACAGCAGCAGCGCGCACGGGUUCCUGGACCGGAACGCGCGCAACGCGCACCAGUACUCGUGCAAGUUCAACAACAGCCCUGGAGUCGGCGUCGGCGCGGCCGUGCCGCCGCCGCCACGCGCCACCGAGUCCGUCUUCCCGGCGUCGUUCGUCCCGCCCGGGCAGGCGGCGGCGCUGGGCGGCCUGGAUUUCGACCUGCCCGUGGACGGCCUGAGGUCGCUCGCGGAGCUGAAGGACAUGUACGAGGCCAACGUGGGCGGCGCGCCCAGGAGCCUGGUGAGCAACGUGGACACGGCCGCCCCCGGCGUUCAGGUGUCCGGCCCGUUUCCGACGCCGUGCCUAUUUGGCGACACCAUCAGCAACGUGAUACAGCAGAACGCGGCGGCGUUCUACGUCCGUGACGGCGCGCCGUUCGGAGGCGAGAUCAACGCCAAGUCUUCGGAGCUGAGGUUCGGCUCAGGCCUGAACGUGGCAGGAGGCGCCGCGCACUACGGCGGCGCUUUGCAGCUGCAACAGCCGCAGCCGCACAAGUCCACGGGAUCCAACAGCCGAGACAUCCGGUUCGCUUAUGGUUUCCGUGGCUUAUAAGCCGAUCGAAGCUAUUUUAUUACGAGAUAAAAACACUAUAACAUAGCUAAUAAAUAUGGCUGAUAUGAUCAAGCGAACAUGCUCGUGCCGCCGUCUAGCAUCUACGGACCGCCGGCAGAAUCAUGGAUGGAAUGGAGCUUGUUGGUUUAA